Molecule: messenger RNA, 2809 nt
Organism: Strigops habroptila (Kakapo)
Lineage: Eukaryota; Metazoa; Chordata; Aves; Psittaciformes; Psittacidae
Gene: ARL4A
Product: ADP ribosylation factor like GTPase 4A
Exons: 2
Coding region: 240-842 (200 amino acids)
Biological process (GO): intracellular protein transport; vesicle-mediated transport
Cellular component (GO): cytoplasm
Molecular function (GO): GTP binding; GTPase activity
Source: RefSeq, a predicted model, not a curated record
AUGCGGGGGUGCCGCCGUGGUGCUGGGAGCGGGAGUAGAAGCAGCAGCGGGAGCAGCAGUUGUGGCGCAUGCGGCGGACGCGGCGCGCGGGCAUGGGGUCGCGAGCUGCCCUCGUCUUCCCGCGCUGAGGGGCGCGCCCGCCGGCAGGGACAGCGGAUCCGAGCCUAGCGCGGCGGCCAGCGUAGCCGUGGGAGCCGGCCUCUGCUUGUGGCAGCCUGCUGUCACCUUCCCGUCUGGCAAUGGGGAAUGGACUCUCGGACCAGACGCCGAUCCUCUCCAGCCUGCCUUCGUUCCAGAGUUUCCAUAUCGUCAUCUUGGGACUUGACUCCGCUGGGAAGACGACAGUGCUCUACAGACUGCAGUUCAAUGAGUUCGUCAACACUGUCCCCACGAAAGGAUUUAACACGGAGAAAAUCAAAGUGACGCUGGGCAACUCGAAAACGGUCACUUUCCACUUCUGGGAUGUAGGCGGGCAGGAGAAGCUGAGGCCGCUGUGGAAAUCAUACACGAGGUGCACCGAUGGCAUUGUGUUUGUGGUGGACUCCGUCGAUGUUGAGAGAAUGGAGGAAGCUAAAACAGAACUUCAUAAGAUCACUAGGAUAUCCGAAAAUCAAGGAGUGCCUGUCCUUAUCAUUGCUAACAAGCAGGACUUGAGGAACUCUCUCUCCCUUUCUGAAAUCGAGAAGAUGUUAGCGAUGAGCGAGCUGAGUUCUUCAACACCCUGGCAUUUGCAGCCUACCUGUGCAAUCAUUGGAGAUGGACUCAAAGAGGGACUGGAGAAGCUACAUGACAUGAUAAUUAAGCGAAGGAAAAUGCUGAGGCAACAGAAAAAGAAGAGAUGAGUUCUAUUUUGACCUUUCUAUUUUAGAGUAGUAACCUGGUCAAAAUUUGACAUGAGACAGCUUCCAAACCCAGGCCUGCUUGUUUGGAUGCCGUUAAGCUUAGUUACAUUAAACAAUCAGUUGCACAGCCUCGCCGUGUGGAAGGCUGUGCAGUCAUGGAACUUUUGUUGGUUUGGGUUUUCUUUCGUUUUGUGUUUUUUACACUAGUCUCUUCUGAGUUUUAUGGCUCUGCAUUAUUUCAGAAGCCCUAAUAGAUGAUGUAAUACUAUCAGGAAAUGGAUGGGUGGGUAUAUGUGACAUGGAUGUCUAAAUAGCCAAAUAAAAUGAGGGUUUUCUGCUUAGUGUUGUAUUCAUGUUUGAGGGUGCCCUCUGCAAGCAAUUUGCAUUGAAGGUGUUCUGUGUUUUUAAACUUCUAAUGCUCGUAAGUGGAGUGUUUAGGUGAACAUUAUACAGCUUUAAAAACAUGUAUGAAGCUAGUAAGCCAUUCUUUCGAGAGGCUGUUUUUUACCUUGUUUGGGGAUUUCUAUGACAGCUUGGCUACAUGUGUAGGGUUGUGUUUUGAUUUUUUUUUUUUAAUUUUUUUUUUUUUAAUUUGGCACUUCUUGAGAUUGAAUCAUGUUCAGUUCAAAUACUUGAAAUUUAAGUGCUGUGGAUUCUUCAACUGACAAAAGAAAGACUUUCUGACAAGUAAAAAAUGUAAACAACAUGCAAGAGCAUGACAAAGUGGUUCCCCAACAUAUAGCAUGUUUUUGGUAUGUAAGGUCUCUAUUUUUUAGAAGUAGCCAUUCUUCAUUAUACAGUGCUAAUCAGGUUUAAACUGUUACUCAAAAUUAGUAAUAUAUUUCUGAAUGAUGAGUAUUAUGUCCUCCUAUCAAGUUAAAAGUAAAUUAAUUGCAGUAAAGGAGUUAUAAAGAACAACUCUGGCUGUUGUGGUUCUAACCAGCACAGCAUUCUUUGCUCUACUAGUGACUUUUCUGGCAAUGGAAUAAAAUUAUAAUGAAGUAAAGAUGAAGUUAAAAUUAGCAGAGCACAUCUUGUAUUUCCCUGAAAUACCCCAUUUGAUUAAAGUGGUAAUUGCUAUGUCACUUUCAACGUAUGCUUUUUUUAUCGUGACUCUUAAAGUAUUUUGUGGUUAGGAAUGUAAUAAUGCUUUAUACACUCAAACAUUUGACACUACCGGGGGUGGGGGGAGGGAGGGAAUGGGGGAAGAAGAUUUUCAAGAUAGGCCUGUGUUCUGCUUUAAUUAUGCUUUAAGCUGUUCUUGUUUACAGAGUGUGCAAACAGUGUUAACUGGGCAGGAUAGUGCUUGAUGGAAAAGGGAGGGUAGUUUUUCUUACUGGUACAGAGCUCUUUAGAUACUUGGCUAGCAAUUAAAAGGGCUAAAACAGAGCCUGGAUUUUUAAGACUAACUUUAGUGGUGCUGUAAAAAUUCAUCAGAAUGUUAGAUUCUCUUUAAACUUUUGUUGAAAAUACCAGAUGGAGAAAAAAAAAAAUAAUAGUAAAAACAAAAAAGCAAAAUCUACUUCCUCCUCUUACUCAACCAGCAAAGUAAUAUGUUUUUCUUACCUGCUGCCGUGUAUCAGGAGGAUGACAGCUACAACCCUGAAUGUCAAUCAGUGUAACUUAGAUACGUUUUAAAAUAAAAAUCAAACUUUUUAACCAGCAGCUGUUGGUCCAGGAGGUAACCAAAAAUGCACUUUAGUGUCUUCAAUAACUGAAAGUGACAGCUGUUUUUGUUUUGGGGUUUUGGGUUGGGUUUUUUUUGUUUUGGUUGGUUUGUUUUUUUUUUUUAAUUUUAUGACAUCUUGGUCCUUUUUGAAUAAACUGAAGUAGCUUCCAGUGGAGCUUUUGUAUGUUGGUUAUAUAUGUACCUGCACUGGUGACAUUGUAAGUCACUUACUCAAGUAAUGUCUAUAUUUAUAGAAAUGUGGAUGACUUCUUAAACCUCAAUAAACAAUUCAAAACAA